Messenger RNA from Cucurbita moschata (crookneck pumpkin), 1227 nucleotides. Its product is annotated as mediator of RNA polymerase II transcription subunit 19a-like. The record is from RefSeq and is a predicted model, not a curated record. Gene Ontology annotation, cellular component: mediator complex. The coding region runs from base 308 to 967 and encodes 219 amino acids. The transcript has 7 exons. Gene Ontology annotation, biological process: positive regulation of transcription by RNA polymerase II. Gene Ontology annotation, molecular function: transcription factor binding; transcription coregulator activity. Lineage: Eukaryota; Viridiplantae; Streptophyta; Magnoliopsida; Cucurbitales; Cucurbitaceae.
GUUAUUCGUAGUAUUAUUCAGUGCCCCCUCUCUUCUCUUCUCUUCUCUUCCCCGAUCUCAAUUGCCUCUCUUCCCCUCUCUCUCUCCGCUGUUCCCGGCCGCCGGAGCUACUUCUUCACUCUCCUCACACCCCAUUCUCCACCCCCUUUUCCCCUCAAUUUCAUCUCAUUCUUCGAUUCGAUUCCCGCAACCUCUGUUUCUCGAUCGCUUUCUCCAUCUCUUACCAUUUUCCGGCGCCUCUUUGCUCUUCUUUUCCACCCUUCGCCGCCGAGUUAUAAUGUGACAUUGUUCCAAGGAAGUGUGAUACAUGGAAUCUGAAGAUAAGAAGUUUGGCCAAGGACCUAGGGAACUGACUGGUGCUGUUGAUCUUAUAAGUCACUACAAGCUGUUACCUCAUCAUGAGUUUUUCUGCAAGAAGUCACUUCCAUUGUCAAUUUCAGACACACAUUAUCUUCAUAACGUGGUUGGAGACACAGAAAUUAGAAAAGGGGAAGGGAUGCAGUUGAAUCAACUCAUACAGAAUCCUUCUUACCCUAGAGAGACUAAUGCUCGUAUACAGCCAUUUGACCAAGAUAUUCUCAUAGAAGCCUUCCAACUGAGGGAAACUGGUCCUGUUGAGCUGCCUCCUGCCGAGAAGGGUGUUCCUACUAUUCCAGGGAAGUCAAAAAGCGAGUCCAAAGAUAAAGACAGAAAGCAUAAAAAGCACAAAGAUAGGGAUAAGGAUAAGGAUAGAGAGCAUAAGAAGCACAAGCAUCGACAUAAAGACCGGAGUAAGGAUAAAGACAAGGACAAGAAGAAAGACAAAAGUGCACAUCAAGAUUCUGGUGCUGACCAUUCAAAGAAGCAUCACGAAAAGAAAAGGAAGCAUGAUGGAGAAGAUGAUAUUAAUGACAUUCAUAGGCACAAAAAAAAUAAGCAUAAGGCCGCAAAAAUUGAAGAAAUGGGAGUGAUAAAGGUAGCGGGCUGACAUUGUGGAAUAAUCUAGGUCAUUUAUUUCCUCAUAUGGUUGUUGAAAGAUUGCUGGAAUUUUCACUUAAUGUUGUCAAAAAAUACUUGAGAGAAGCUUCUGAUGAGGGUGAAUUUACCAGUUUUAGGGGAGAUAUGUGGAAGCAAAUGUAAAAAAAAAAAAAAAAAAAAAAAAAAAAUGGUGGAUAUGAACUUUUGUAUCAUAACAAACAAUGGGUCUGAUAUAUAAAUAUGAGCGAUUUGCAGGACUGGUUUCCUCAA